GCGUGCGUGCGCGCGUGCGCACGGCCGCCUCGCUCCGCGCCGGCUGCGGCGCCAGCCCGCCCGUCCCGUCCCGUCCCCGGCGCGGCCCGCCAUGGCGUCCGUCGUGGAGGAGCUACAGAAAGAUCUGGAAGAGGUGAAGACACUCCUGGGAAAGACUUCCAGGAAGAGAGUCCGCGAUGCCCUGACAGCGGAGAAGUCCAGGCUGGAAAUUGAGAUCAAGAACAAGACACAGCCGCAGGCACAGAAGAAAGCAGAUGCUGUCAACAGUGAGAAGCCCGCGGCCCUGGUGGCGCCGGUGACCACGGGCUACACGGUGAAGAUCAGUAAUUACGGAUGGGACCAGUCCGACAAGUUCGUGAAGAUCUACGUCACCCUGGCUGGGGUGCACCAGGUGCCCCCCGAGAGCGUGCAGGUGCGCUUCACGGACAGGUCAUUCGAUCUCCUGGUCAAGAACCUGAACGGGAAGAACCACUCGAUGAUCGUGAACAAUCUCCUGAAACCCAUCUCCGUGGAAGGCAGUUCCAAAAAGGUCAAGACCGAUACAGUUCUGAUCUUGUGUAGGAAGAAAGCCGAGAACACGCGGUGGGAAUACCUGACUCAGGUCGAGAAGGAUUGCAAGGAGAAAGAAAAACCCUCCUAUGACACAGAGACAGACCCGAGCGAGGGCCUGAUGAAUGUCCUGAAGAAAAUCUAUGAAGACGGAGAUGACGACAUGAAGCGAACCAUCAAUAAGGCCUGGGUGGAGUCGAGAGAGAAGCAAGCCAAAGGGGACACAGAGUUUUGAGGCUUCGGGUCCGAGUUGGGGGGCUCUGGCACCGCGGUAUAUGUAUUGCCGGUGAGGAGAUGGUGCAGAACCGCACCAGUAUGUUCGCCAACGGCUCACAGCCUGUUCUUAACUACUCAAGAGUUUAUUUAAGUAAUAAGCUUAUUGAAAACUUCCUACAAAGAUGGUUUCCAUAGUCCCCGGUUUUGUUCAAGAAAAGAUAAUACUGCAUUCUUGUGGGAAAUGUAAAUAAAUAAGUCUUACCUAAGGAAAAGGC
This is a messenger RNA of Sorex fumeus (smoky shrew), 1040 nucleotides long. It is a transcript of the gene CACYBP, whose product is annotated as calcyclin binding protein. Gene Ontology annotation, molecular function: S100 protein binding; tubulin binding; ubiquitin protein ligase binding. The record is from RefSeq and is a predicted model, not a curated record. NCBI's taxonomy places the organism in Eukaryota, Metazoa, Chordata, Mammalia, Eulipotyphla, Soricidae. The transcript is spliced from 6 exons. Gene Ontology annotation, cellular component: nucleus. Bases 92 to 784 code for a protein of 230 amino acids. Gene Ontology annotation, biological process: heart development.